Punctularia strigosozonata HHB-11173 SS5 is the source of this 456-nucleotide messenger RNA. RefSeq names its product D-tyrosyl-tRNA deacylase. Gene Ontology annotation, cellular component: cytoplasm. Bases 1 to 456 code for a protein of 151 amino acids. Lineage: Eukaryota; Fungi; Basidiomycota; Agaricomycetes; Corticiales; Punctulariaceae. Gene Ontology annotation, molecular function: D-tyrosyl-tRNA(Tyr) deacylase activity. Gene Ontology annotation, biological process: tRNA metabolic process. The record is from RefSeq and is a predicted model, not a curated record. The transcript is spliced from 5 exons.
AUGCGCGCAGUCAUCCAGCGUGUUACAUCGGCUUCAGUCACGGUGGACAAUGAGGUUGUCUCCGCCAUUUCUCGGGGACUCGUCGUGUUGGUGGGCAUAGGGACAGAUGACACGACUACCGACGUCGAAACUCUGUGCAAGAAAAUACUGUCAUUGAGGGUCUUCGACAAUGCUUCUGGCAGCAUGUGGAAAGCAAGCGUGAAAGAUCUUGAUGCCGACGUGCUAUGCGUGUCUCAAUUCACAUUGAUGGCAAAUUGCUCCAAGGGAAACAAGCCGGACUUCCAUAGAGCCAUGAGCACCGAACCUUCCCGAAAGCUGUACGCGUCCUUCCUCGAGCGCAUGGCCCAACUCUACCAGCGCCUUUAUGUUCUAGAUGGAAGGUUCGGUGCUAUGAUGAAUGUCUCCCUAACGAACGAGGCACGGUUCAUCAGUUUGCGGCACCCACACUCGGACUGA